Cylindrotheca closterium is the source of this 1494-nucleotide messenger RNA. Lineage: Eukaryota; Bacillariophyta; Bacillariophyceae; Bacillariales; Bacillariaceae. The record is from the annotation of a GenBank genome assembly.
AUGAAUCUCAAGAGUUUGGCUUCCUUGCUCAUCACAGUGGCUCAUUUCAAAGUAUCAAGUGGAAUGACUAUAAACAAGUUGCAGAGUCGUCGAUACGUUGGCUUUGAUCUAGGUACUUCCGGUGCCCGAAUAUCGGUGAUUGAACAAGAAGAACAAGACCAAUCCAACUAUCGAGAAGUUCACGCCGAAUCGAUAAAAUGGAAUGGGAGCGAUGCCUAUGAUGAUGCGAACUCAUGGAUGAAUGCGGUACAUAGCCUUCUUCGUGGAGCAUCCAUUAGUUUGGGUGGAUUGAAUUCGGUGGCCUCCAUUUGUGUCUCGGGAACAUCUGCCAGCUGUUUGCUCAUGGACCGAACGACAAUGGAGGUAACUCGCAAGCCUCGCAUGUACAACUAUGACGUUAUUGGAAGUACCAAGGACGACAAAAAUGCCAAAGAAGCAAUGGAGUUGCUGGAGAAGCAUGCCCCACCAAAACACACGGCUCGUGCUCGCACUGGAUCUUUGGCCAAACUGUUGACUUGGAUCAAGGAAGAACCUCUUUCGGAGAAUGAAGUCCUGUGUCAUCAAUCUGACUAUGUUUCGCAGAAAAUAAUGGGUAAAUCGACAGAAUUAGUGUCCAGUGAUUGGCAUAAUUGUCUCAAACUGGGGUACGACGUGAAAAACACAAAAUGGCCCACUUGGAUGGCAGACUGCUUCACUGAAGCUGGUUAUUCGGAUGCACUCUCUGAAAAUGGUAUUCUCCCCUUGGAGAUUGUAUCGCCUGGUGCUAGAAUGGGAGUCAUCCACAAUGAAGUGGCCCGGGAGCUGGGUCUCCCAGACGACUGCGUCAUCGUGGGUGGGACUACGGAUUCGAAUGCUGCGUUUUUUGCUGCAGCUGGCACCAGACCCGCUGUUGGAACGGCCGUCACCUCCCUAGGAAGUACGCUGGCAAUGAAACAAAUGAGUCACGAAUAUGUGGAAGAUGCAUCCAGAGGUGUCUACAGUCACCGUUUUCCAAGCUUUGAAGAAUCCGAGGAUGCGACAUGGUUGGUCGGAGGAGCUAGCAAUGUUGGUUGCGCCAUUUUGAGAAAACUGGAAUUUAGCAAUGACGAACUUGCCAGUUUGAGUAAGGAAAUUGAUCCAACUAAAGACAGUCCACUGGAAUACUACCCACUGGUUAAACCUGGAGAGCGAUUCCCAACGGCAGACUCUGAUAAGCAGCCAGUCUUGGAGCCAGUUCCAGCCGAUCGAAAAGACUACCUACAUGGCAUAUUGCAGGGUAUCAGUGACGUAGAACGAGAUGGCUUUGAGGUUCUCCAAGAGCUUGGGGCACCACCACCUACAAUCGUUUGGACCUGUGGAGGUGGGUCGAACAACGAUGUGUGGAGUGAAAUGAGGGAGCGACGAUUAGUAACGAAAUUUGACAAUCCAGACAUCAAGGUUAAAAAGGCAGAAUGUACAGAGGCGUCCUAUGGCGCAGCACUUUUAGCUGCAGCUACAUUUAUUGAGUGUAGAUAA